CUGGCCUUACAAAGCAAAGCACAUUAGAGGUCCACGUCACUGACACCUGGCAACCAACAAUUUUCAGGCUAACACUUCCACCCAACCCAACCCAUGUUACCGUUACAAAAACCAAAGAAAAACGCUUCCUAUUUUCUCUCCAAUCUCUAACCCCCCAAUUCAAUUUCUCAUUCUCCUCCCAAACCAAAGGAUUGCGGAGAAGAGAAGAGAACAGAAGAACCAUAAUUCUGAUUCUUCUCUUUUCUGCAAAUUCCUCUAUUGGGUCAACAAUAUGACGCCGGAUCUAACCGUCGACGUCGUUUCGCCGCGAGAGAUGGAUCUCAUGAACGACGACGUUUCGGAAUUGUUGUACUCAAAGAGAGGCUGUUGUUUUUGGAUCCCUUGCUUGAAUAGAGAUCGAUCAUCCUCCGAUUCAGCCGGAUCGGUUUGGUGGCAGCGGAUUCGGCCCGUUGAGAACGAAGAUCCAUGGUGGAGCCGUAGCUGGAAGAGGGUACGUGAGUGGUCGGAACUCGUUGCAGGUCCGAAAUGGAAGACCUUUAUUCGCCGGUUCAACAAGAACCGUCCGUUUUGCCAUAACAACCACAACAAGCAUGGCGCGAAAUUCAACUACGACGAGUUUGAUUACGCUCUCAAUUUCGACGAUGGUCGGGGGCAGAACGGUCAUUUCGAUGAUGAAGAUCUCUUGCGUCGAGAUUUCUCCAGCCGGUUCGCUUCGGUGCCGCCUUCCGCUAAGUCGUCGAUGGAUUUGGGGAGGGAUGGACCGUCGUUCACGUGAGUCGCACGUGGUGUGGUUCAGUCAGUUAUUGGGUUGGGCCUUCGAUUGGGCCGCGGCGAGUUGAAGCGCCGAGUUUUACGGGAGAACGAUUCGUAGCGCAGUAAGCGGCGAUCGUUCGAUCAUUUAAGAUUCUUUUUGUCUGACGACAUGGGUGGAUGGAUGGUUUGACUGUUAGUGGGGACGACCUUAGGAAAUUUUUUUCUUUGAAUUUUUUUUUUUGGGGGAAAUAUAUAUAUAUUUUUUUCUGUUACAAUAAUGAAAAUAAGUGGAAAAAAAUAACAAUGAAAUUAUAGAUUAUUGUAUUUGUGGUUGUGUGAUAAAUUAAAUUGAUUGUAACUGUAAAAUAAUAUAGAAUAAUUUGUGGCUAAA
This is a messenger RNA of Cannabis sativa, 1144 nucleotides long. RefSeq lists its product as uncharacterized. The transcript has a single exon. The coding region runs from base 272 to 775 and encodes 167 amino acids. The record is from RefSeq and is a predicted model, not a curated record. Lineage: Eukaryota; Viridiplantae; Streptophyta; Magnoliopsida; Rosales; Cannabaceae.